Molecule: messenger RNA, 921 nt
Organism: Megalops cyprinoides (Indo-Pacific tarpon)
Lineage: Eukaryota; Metazoa; Chordata; Actinopteri; Elopiformes; Megalopidae
Product: intelectin-like
Exons: 7
Coding region: 1-870 (289 amino acids)
Molecular function (GO): oligosaccharide binding
Source: RefSeq, a predicted model, not a curated record
AUGGGAAUUGCUAAGAUCAAAGGAAUAAGCACAACCAAGAGUUUUGCUAGAAGCUGCAAAGAACUCAAGAAGAAAGGUGUAAAGGAAGAUGGCCUUUACUACUUGUCCACUGCAAAUGGUGUUCUUUACCAGACCUUCUGUGACAUGACAACAGCGGGGGGAGGCUGGACUUUGGUGGCCAGUGUCCAUGAGAAUAACAUCUAUGGGAAGUGCACCAUAGGCGACCGCUGGUCCAGCCAGCACGGAAACAGUGCGUACAUGCCUGAGGGAGACCGAAGCUGGAGCAACAGAGUGAUCUUCGGCACUGUGGAGGCAGCCACCUCUGAUGACUACAAGAAUCCUGGAUAUUAUGACUUGAAAGCCCAAGAUGUGUCGGUGUGGCAUGUUCAUAAUGAUGCUGAAGUGGAACAUUGGAAAAUGGCCUCCAUUCUGAGAUAUCACACUCAGACAAAUUUCUUACAUUUAUAUGGAGGAAACCUGUACUACUUAUUCAAGCAACAUCCAGUGAAAUACCUGGCAGGUGACUGCAACAAAGACAGAGGACCAUCUGUUCCUAUUGUAUAUGACCUUGGUAAUGAGGAAACUACUACCAACCUGUACGGUCCAUAUUCAAAAGCCCAGAUUGUCCCAGGCUUCGUCACAUUUAGAGUAUUCAAUAACGAAAAAUCGGCCAUGGCAAUGUGCUCCGGAGUAAAGCCAACUGGGUGCGACACUGAAGCGUAUUGUAUUGGGGGAGGAGGAUACUUUGCCGAAAGCAGUUAUCAGUGCGGGGACUUCACGGCAUUCGCCUGGAACGGCUACGGAACACACGCGCAAUGGAGUGUUGCCAGGGAGCUGAUUGAGUCUGCAGUGCUGAUCUUCUAUCGCUAAAGUGUAAACAGCAAGAGCGCUCAUGCUUUAAGUGGUCUGACCUAACUCAUA